This is a messenger RNA of Lotus japonicus, 645 nucleotides long. RefSeq lists its product as uncharacterized. NCBI's taxonomy places the organism in Eukaryota, Viridiplantae, Streptophyta, Magnoliopsida, Fabales, Fabaceae. Gene Ontology annotation, biological process: endoplasmic reticulum calcium ion homeostasis; calcium ion transport. Bases 129 to 470 code for a protein of 113 amino acids. The record is from RefSeq and is a predicted model, not a curated record. The transcript is spliced from 4 exons. Gene Ontology annotation, cellular component: Golgi apparatus; endoplasmic reticulum membrane.
CUCCGAGUCUCGUUCUACUAUUAGAAUGCGCGUCCAUAAAUUAAUUAAAGUAUAAGAUAAGAUUGCACAUAGCAGUAUAUCACCGAUUCUCCUUUGCGAUUCCAUUGCAGCAAACUCCACCAUCUUCCAUGGCUUACGUUGAAGGAGGUGUUGUCAGAUCAAAGCGAACAAUAUGGCGGCUUAAGACAAUCACUGAUUUUUUCAUGUCCAUUGUCAAUAUCAUAGGCAUCUUUUUUGCAACAAUGUUCUCGAUGGAAAAGUCAGAUGCCUACAGGAAAGGUGCAGCUAAGAAACGAGAUGGUGGUUCUGGAGGCCCUGGAGGAGGAGGCGGCGGUGGCGGGGGUGGGGGACCAUAUGGUGGCGGACCACGCGGCCCUCCUCGUGGUGGCCUUGACAAUGUUCGUGGGCUAGAUAGUAUUAGGGGACGUGACCAUAGUUCACUUCCUGCUUGUGGCUCCUGCUGUGGUUGAAAGUUCCCUUCUGUGUAUUUGUCAAUAUCUGUAUCUGGUGUUGAACUGUUUCAUAUGCAAAUUUCGGUACGACUUUCAAGCUUUAUGUGUGCUCGAAGGUUGAAAUUGCAAAAAAGUGAAUAGUACUGUGUGAAUGUUGAUAGUUUUCAAAUGAGGUAUUACUAAUUACUAACUA